CAUGCUCUCAACGCAUUCAGAUGUACACAUGUAGCGUACAUUCACUCAUCCAGACCAGCAAUCAUUCAUGUUGUUGGACUACUGCUGUCGCUGCUGUGGAUUCACCCUCAUAAAACGCCAUGGGCCGUUCACCCUCAAGGGCACACCCAGUGAUACCUGGGUCGUUCUGCAGAACCUGCUGAUGUGCAUGGUGUGCUUCUACUCUCUCUACUACAUUGUGGUCAGUGUUUGCAUUGGACUGCUCAGGGUUCACGAGAUCAACAGCUUGUUGGCUCCGUUCGACUACACAACACAACCGUCAUGGCACAACCCCAAGUAUCUGGUUGGAGUGAUCUCCACAGAGGUGACCUACGUUUUAGGAGGGCUGGUGUUUGCCUGGAUCGUGGAGGAGUGGGUUUGGGACUACGCCAUAACUGUCACACUGCUGCACGUCGCCAUGACCGUAGCAGUGAUGUCAGAUUUCCCCUCAGCAGAACACUGGUGGAUCGCUCUGGGUUCGGGCCUGGUCAUGAUGAUAUUUGGGGGACAGCUGCUGGCAUACAAACUCUUCAGGAGCAACUUUGUGUAUCCUGCUGAACUGCAGAACUUCUAAUGAAAACGAGUAAAGCUGUUAACUGGCUUACUGGUUAAUCUCAUAUCCGAGGCAUGCCAGUAAGUAGGUUCACUUAGCAUUUCAAGACAACUAAAGCAGCUCUUCAUUUUUCUAUACUUCAACC
Messenger RNA from Salarias fasciatus (jewelled blenny), 716 nucleotides. It is a transcript of the gene tmem244, whose product is annotated as transmembrane protein 244. NCBI's taxonomy places the organism in Eukaryota, Metazoa, Chordata, Actinopteri, Blenniiformes, Blenniidae. The coding region runs from base 68 to 592 and encodes 174 amino acids. The record is from RefSeq and is a predicted model, not a curated record. The transcript is spliced from 6 exons.